CCAAACCAAAAUUUUCAAUUUGUUUUCUUCGGCAGUUGGUUGGUUCCGGAGCUCUUUUUGUUUAAUGAAUUUCCGUGCUUAACAGCAAACUAAUACUUCUAAAUGUUCCUCACAAGUACUCAGUGCAAGUACUGGAUGUUUGGUAGCGAAGAUGAACUGAAUAGCUUGAGGGGAAAGGCAAACAGCAAACACAUCCAGCUCUAUGGCAGAACGGUGCCUGAUUCUUCAAAAAGCGACUAUUUUCUCACACCAGACGAGGAGAAGAUCAUGGUAAAAUUGUAUGAAAUUCAACUGAAGGACUUCUGUAAGCGAUUUCAGCCGCCAAUGCCUCGCUGCGUGCUUGGGACCGCAUUUCACUACUUUAAACGGUUUUACAUCCAAAACUCUGUGAUGAAUUACCAUCCCAAAGAGAUAAUGGUGACAUGCAUAUACCUGGCGUGCAAGGUGGAGGAAUUCAACGUCUCAAUUCAACAGUUCGUCGCUAAUAUUAAGGGGGAUCGCGAAAAGGCUUCCGAUGUCAUAUUGAAUAAUGAGUUACUGUUAAUGGAGCAAUUAAAUUUCCAUUUGGCUAUCCACAACCCCUUUAGACCAGUAGAAGGAUUGCUCAUUGAUAUUAAAACUAGAGGCUCUUUGCACGACCCGGAACGGUUGCGACAAGGCACCGAGCAAUUUUUAGACAGAGUCUUUUUAACUGAUGCGAUUUUACUGUAUUCUCCCAGCCAGGUAGCGCUGGCCGCCGUCCUACAUGCCGCCUCCAAACUGCAAGAAAAUUUGGAUUCUUAUGUAACCGAUGUGCUCUUUGGCACGGGAGGCCAAGAUAAGCUGGAUAUAUUGAUAGGCGCCGUUCGAGCUAUCCGAUCCAUGGAAAAGACUGCGGAAGCUUCACGCGAUAAAAAUAAGUCAUUGGAGAAGAAGCUGGAUAAGUGCAGGAAUCCUGAAAAUAAUCCCGACAGUGAAAUAUACAAGAAGAAAAUGCAGGCCUUGCUGGACGAAGACGAUGACUUGUACUAUGGGAUAUCCAGUCAGAAUCAGAAAUCGAACAAUUCGGCUAUGAAUAUGAGUAUUUCGUGUUCUCCCGAAAUUGCCUAGAUUUAUUGAAAGAAUACUCUAAAAGUGAUGUAAUUAGGUAAAAUUAUUCCUUAGCUGAUGCGUCUCAAAUUGUCUAAUUGUUGGAUUUUUUAUAUAGUCAGUGUAAAUAUUA
Molecule: messenger RNA, 1201 nt
Organism: Dendroctonus ponderosae (mountain pine beetle)
Lineage: Eukaryota; Metazoa; Arthropoda; Insecta; Coleoptera; Curculionidae
Product: cyclin-H
Exons: 6
Coding region: 103-1089 (328 amino acids)
Biological process (GO): regulation of transcription by RNA polymerase II; regulation of cyclin-dependent protein serine/threonine kinase activity; DNA-templated transcription
Cellular component (GO): transcription factor TFIIK complex; nucleus
Molecular function (GO): cyclin-dependent protein serine/threonine kinase regulator activity
Source: RefSeq, a predicted model, not a curated record